AUGGCAAGAAAAAGAACUUCCCCUGUUCACAAAUAUUUUAAAUUUAAUAUUUCUACUGGGAAGUCAGUAUGUCAAAUAGAGUCUUGUGGACAUGAACUUGCAGGUGAGCAUGCAAAAAACUUAGAGCGCCAUAUAGAAAGUUUGCAUUAUGAAAUUUUUGAAAAAAAUUUGUCUGUGAAAUCAAGAGAAAUGGAAAAAAAGAAGAAAUGUAAUGAACAGAAAACUAUUAAGCAAAAACCAAUGACACAAUCAAAACUACAUUUUGAAAAUAAGAAUUUAAAAUGUAUUACCAUUGAGCUUACAGCAAACCAACUUAUGAAUGCAUGCACUGAACUAGUCACGGUCAAUGGAAGACCGUUUGAACUUAUAGAGGAUAGUGGAUUUCGUAAAAUUUUAAAUCCUUUAUUAAAAGGUUUGGCUGGUUUGGAUAAUGGCUGCAAUGUUAUUAAUAAACGUAAUGUAAGGUCAAAUGUUAUUGAUAAAUCAAAUGAAGUUGUGGCAAAUAUUAAAGAUUUGGUUAAAAAUAAAUUAAGAUGUAAUCAUAUAUUUGAUACAAUUAACUAUUAA
Molecule: messenger RNA, 567 nt
Organism: Macrosiphum euphorbiae (potato aphid)
Lineage: Eukaryota; Metazoa; Arthropoda; Insecta; Hemiptera; Aphididae
Source: the annotation of a GenBank genome assembly